Molecule: messenger RNA, 3062 nt
Organism: Saccostrea cuccullata (small rock oyster)
Lineage: Eukaryota; Metazoa; Mollusca; Bivalvia; Ostreida; Ostreidae
Exons: 2
Coding region: 400-2667 (755 amino acids)
Molecular function (GO): hydrolase activity, acting on ester bonds
Source: RefSeq, a predicted model, not a curated record
GAAAUUGCCUUGUUUCACAUUCUCCCUACUACAUGUAUUAUGACCUCUGACCCUGGUCUGUCCAUAUGCUGGGUAUGUGUCACGUGGUACCCAGUAUUAUCCUGAAGCUUCAGUCCCGGUUUCCCAGUCUACUUUACCAGUUGUGUUUCCAUUAUUGCCUUUGUUACCUUGUUUGUUUAUUCCUGGACUCAUUGACUGUCGCCUUUGUUUAUAAGUUGAAGAAGAAGUGGACCAUUCCUUAAGACCAGGGUCAUGUCACUUUAAUUAAUACAUAUAUAUGUAUAUUUAAGUCCUUCUGGAUCACCCUGUCUGUCUGUCUUUUUGUAUAUUAUAUCCCCCAUAUUAUUGUAAUUGUAUUAUUGAACAUAAGCUUUAUAUCUAUAUUGAUUAAUAUUAAUCAUGUCAUCGUACAAGAGAACUUGGAAAUCGGAGAAGCCCUCCAUACGUCAUAACAGAGGAGAGCAUUACGUCGCAUUUGUGAGAAGGAAAACCGCCAACAGAAGUCUAGUUGAUCCUAAGAAGUUAGUUUACGACUUGGCCCUGUUGAACGAUGGAACUCCUCAUCAUACCAUUUGCGACGUGAUAGUAGAGCAAUACCGAUUAGCCAGGGAUGAAGGUGACAGCAGAUGGAUAGAGGCGACAAGACGUGAAGCUGCCACGAUACUCUGCUCAGAGAGGUGGGUUGAUGAGAACCUUCCAUCAUUGUCCCGUAAACCUAGACCACUGAGGAAGAGAAGGCCCCCAUCAGCAACUGUUUCAUCAGCCACUUCUUCAGCCAUGUGUGUGGAUAUACGGCUGUUAUCCAAUCCAGAUCUAGAAGUGGUACGUGAGAAUGCUAUGGAACCUUCUGAACCUUAUGUUGCCGAGGAAAAGUCGACGGUGAUGGAAGAGGCGAAUGAAGAUGACGUUUCCGAAGUGCAUGAAGUGGCGGAAUCAUCCGUAACACAUGACACGGCGGAUUGUGAGUGUUCCGAAGUACAUGACACGGCGGAGUUUUCCGUAGUACAUGACACGGCGGACCAGGAUCAUCAUAAGCCUACCACUGUAUCCAGGCCAUUCAAGUCUAUAUUACCUGUUAAGUCAUCUGGAAGUUAUUCUGCACGCAGAGUCCAGACUGAUAUCAAGGAAACAGAACAGUCCGCCAAGCGACCUAGACUUGACCCUGAGCUCAAGGUAACAGUGGAUUUGCAUAACGUCAACCACCCGUUUUUCCAGAGAUGUCCGUUUCCCGACUGUGGAAGGAAAGAGAGGAAAGUCAAGCGUCAUGUUCAACGUAGCCACCUGCCUAAGCUCUUCAACGACAUAAGACCGUUACGAUAUUUGGACGAGUCUACGUUGUCUCAGUUACAAGUUGCAGCGUUGCAGUCUUUGGUAAGGAGCGUUUUAGGACCUGAUGCCGACCUACUCUCAGGUGUGGACUAUGUAAAUCGUUCAGGAAUGCUCACCCCGGACACCACUCUUCAUCCAGAUACACUCGUGUUUAUGAGAAGAUUGUGUGCACACCAAGGAUGGUUGGAGCCACCUGAGGGUUUUACAUUGUCUCCCCUUAAUUCGCCAGCAACUCUUUUCCACUGGAGGUGUUUAGUAGUGCUGAUGUCACCUUUGCAGCCCAUGCAGCGCGAAGAAUUUCGUACACAUGGACGUGUUACAGGGGGCAUCACUAGUACUCUUGAUACCAAGGAGACUCAAGUUCCGGUCGUUGACUCGUCGACAGAGGAUGAAUUUACAGUCAUAGAUGUCAGUUAUGGAUCUGAUGUGGACAUUCCUAUAGAACCACUACCAGUAACUCAGAGCGACCCAUGUAUAGUUCAGGAGCUUUGCAGUCCUCAGACAUCUACCGUUCUUGAAGCCUUUGACAGUCAUUUCCAUCUUGACCGGACUUGUUCCCGCAUAUGGAGAUGUUCCUCAGGAAGAUCUGUGGAGGAUUUACUAUCCCAUUCCUAUUCUAGUGAUCUACGUCCUAACCUCGAAGUUACAGUCUCAGGAGGAGUAGUCAUCUAUAGUGAACCAUCAACACAUCCAGAGUCUGUAGACAUGUGUGGUCCUUGGAGAAUGGCCAUAGGAGUGCAUCCCAAGCAUGUAGAGGAAUUGACACCAGAUAGGUUCCUCCAUUUGAAGAACAUGUUGAACAGUCCAUAUGUCGUGGCUUUAGGCGAGAUUGGGUUAGAUAGAACUGUCCCUGUGAAGCUGUGGAGACGUCAAGAUGAAGUUUUCCGCCAAGUGCUCACGUUAACUCGUAAGGAUAAAGUCCUCGUCCUUCACUUGCGCGGAAUUGCCGCAGACAGGAUUGGGAUGGAUGUACACGCACGCUGCAUCCAGUUACUUAGGAAAUCGUGUGAUCCAGACCAACCCAUACAUCUUCAUUGCUUCAUGGGCGAUCCAGAGUUAGUUAAGGAAUGGUUAGACUGCUGUUCGAACGUCUACUUUGGGUUCACGGGUGCUGUGACUAACUUUAGUGCCGAUCAAGUUGCCGGUCUUCAGUCCGUCCCAAUGAGUCGCUUGCUGUUGGAAACAGAUUCCCCAUAUAUGAAACCUGGAGGAGGAGCUGUUAACACCCCAGCGUUCAUUGGUGACGUCGCCACCGAGGUUGCUUCGAAACUACAAGUUAGCGUACAGUACUUAUUGAAGGAGACCGUCAAGAAUAGCCGUCGCCUUUACCAGUUUUAGUUGUCAUAUGUUGAGACAAUUCCCUGAAUUACAGGUCUGGAUUGUUUUCCGACCAAGUUCAUGUGGAAUAUCUUAUAUUGAUUACUCACUUUUUGCAUAAUUAUAGGUCUGGAUUCUUUUCCGACCAAGUUAUUGCAGUUUAUUGUAUCUAUUAUAACUACAAUAGUUUAAAAGUUAAUGUAUCCCAUGUAUUAGUAAUUAUAUAAUUUAAACCUGUUAAAUAAAACGGGGAGGAAUGUGGUGAAAUUGCCUUGUUUCACAUUCUCCCUACUACAUGUAUUAUGACCUCUGACCCUGGUCUGUCCAUAUGCUGGGUAUGUGUCACGUGGUACCCAGUAUUAUCCUGAAGCUUCAGUCCCGGUUUCCCAGUCUACUUUACCAGUUGUGUUUCCAUU